This is a messenger RNA of Mytilinidion resinicola, 2094 nucleotides long. RefSeq names its product putative MFS multidrug transporter. Bases 94 to 1989 code for a protein of 631 amino acids. The record is from RefSeq and is a predicted model, not a curated record. Lineage: Eukaryota; Fungi; Ascomycota; Dothideomycetes; Mytilinidiales; Mytilinidiaceae. The transcript has 4 exons. Gene Ontology annotation, biological process: transmembrane transport. Gene Ontology annotation, molecular function: transmembrane transporter activity.
CUUUUGUUUCUGCUGCUUGCUCCUCGUGGGCUUCAUCCUUCCUUUCUCUCGCUCUUUCAAUUCCCACCACCUCAGUAAGGGUCCACACGCGACAUGGAGAAAUCAGGCGCCGAUGUCGAGUCAGGCCAGCCUGGCCAGGGGCCUAAUACCAUUUCGCACUGGAAAAUGUUGCUCGACCAAGGUGUUGUGACACCGCAGAUGCUGAACUACGACUGGGAGGGUAGUGGUACAGAAGAGGAUCCGUAUGUGGUUGUUUGGAUGGAGGAUGACCCAAGGAAUCCUAUGAGAUGGCAACCUCUGAAGAAGUGGAUAAGUUGUCUGGUCAUGGCAUUUGCAACACUCGCGGUGUCUUUCUGUUCUUCCGCAUUUUCUGGAGGUAUCGGAGAGCUCAUAAGAGAGUUCAACUCCAGCCAAGAAGUAAUCACUCUCGGCCUCUCGUUCUUCGUUCUCGGAUUCGCUCUUGGUCCACUUCUCUGGGCUCCUCUCAGCGAACUCUACGGCCGCCAGACCACAUUCUUCGUCACUUUCAUGGCCUUCGCUGCUUUCAACGCAGGAUGUGCUGGAGCGCAAAAUACUUGGACCAUUUUGAUAUUAAGGUUCUUCGGAGGUUCAUUCGGAAGCAGCCCCCUCACAAAUGCGGGCGGAGUCGUGGCGGAUUUGUUCAACGCAAAGGAACGAGGGCUCGCCAUGAGCUUGUUUAGUCUUGCGCCAUUCAUGGGACCUGUCUUAGGUCCUCUCGUUGGUGGCUUCCUGGGUAUGACGGAAGGCUGGAGAUGGGUUGAAGGUCUCAUGGCAAUCUUCUCUGGAAUUAUUUGGAUUGGAGGAAUUAUGCUAGUUCCUGAGACCUAUCCUCCAGUAUUGUUGAGGAAGCGGGCGCAAAGGCUGUCGAAGAUCACUGGCAAGGUGUACAAGUCAAGGGGUGAUAUUGAUCAAGGCACUAUCACGGCUUCCGAGGCAUUCUCCACCGGCUUGAAACGACCGUGGAUCCUUUUGUUCCGCGAGCCUAUCGUCCUUCUCCUCUCUGUAUACAUGGCUAUCAUCUAUGGCACGCUUUAUAUGCUCUUUGGCGCCUAUCCAAUCGUUUAUCAGCAGGACCGCGGCUGGAGCGAAGGUAUUGGCGGUCUGCCAUUUGUUGGCGUUGCAGUCGGCAUGGUACUCGCACUAGUAUACUCUAUCUUCUACGACGACCGACGAUACCAAAAGUGCGCAGUGAAAGGCGGCGGGUUUGCUACCCCGGAGGAUCGUCUGCCGCCUGUUAUGGUUGCUGGCUGCGUCUUACCCAUUGGACUCUUCUGGUUCGCCUGGACCAAUUACCCAUCAUUCCCCUGGGCAGCCAGCGUAUGCGCAGGCAUUCCCUUCGGAUUCGGCAUGGUUUUGGUCUUCCUCGGCGUCAUGAAUUACCUCAUCGACGCUUACACGAUAUUCGCGGCCUCCGUUCUGGCCGCAAACUCGGUCCUUCGGUCACUUUUCGGUGCAGCCUUCCCCCUAUUCACCACCCAGAUGUACCGUAACCUGGGAAUUCACUGGGCCUCUUCCAUCCCGGCAUUCUUGGCACUCAUGUGCCUACCCUUCCCUUUUCUCUUCUAUAAGUACGGAGGUCCGAUCAGGUUGCGCUGUAAAUAUGCCGCGCAGGCAGAUGCCUUCAUGAAGAAGAUGCGUGGCCAGGUCCCUGCUUCGAACGAUGUCUCUGACCGCGAAGAUGAGGACGAGCGCGGCGAGAAGGACAUCGAGAAGCACAUUGAGAAGGAAGAAGACGCCGAGCAGCAGGCGGUGGACUAUUCGUGGGAAGAGGAGGCGGAGCCACAUUUCGAGAGAAUUAAGACGGCGCAUUCCGCGCGGAGUCACAGACCAGAGGAGAUCAACGACAACCCGUACGCUAUCGAUCGCGUUCAUACAAGGGAGAGCUUUAGGAGUGGUCAUUCGAAGCCAGAAGGAUCGAGGGCGAGGUCGAGAUCGUUCACCAGGGUUCAUAGCAAGAGUAAGAAGUAGAGGGGUGGUAAUUUGGGCUUUGCAUAGGGAGGAGCAUUAGGAUGGAUUGGCUCUUUCGGUAUGCGUUCAAGCGUUUCAUAUGGAUCUAGGACCGGACUUGUGGGG